AUGGCGACUGCAAUCCCCUCCAUAGCCUGUAUAGGCAUCAUCGGCCGCAAUAACAACCCCCUUCACAUCCAAAUUUUCCCCUCCCACAACCCCUCAACAAACACCUUUGCGCCGAUCCGCACGCCCCUCCAAUUCUCCCUUCUCCUCUCCUCGACCCUAGACAUUUUUGAACUGCGCCACGGCGGCGGCAACGGGCCUUCUUCAGGGGGCGGCGCCGGCGCCGGUGCAGCGACAGGGUCUACGGGGACGGGCCUGUCAGGCGAGGUAGGACUCCUGCACGCCGUCGACGAGAGGCUGGCCGCGUACGGCUGGGAGACGAAUACGGGCGUCAAGAUUAUUGUCGUCAUCGACAUGCGCGGGCGGAGGGUCGCGGGCGGCGGUGGUGGGAGCGGCGGCGCGGCGGAUGCUCCUGCCAAGGGGCGCGGCGCGGUCGGGCUCAGGGAGCAGGAGUUACGGGUCGUGUUUCGGGCUGUGCAGAGCGCGUAUGUGAGGCUGUUGCAGAACCCAUUUUACGAGCCUGAUGAGCAUUCGCCCGUGAGUGGGCGCGGUGGGCGGGUGAUUAAGAGUAGGAAGUUUGAGGGGGAGGUGAGGAGGAUUGGGGAGGCUUGGACUCCUGGUGUUACGAAUCUUUGA
Molecule: messenger RNA, 633 nt
Organism: Colletotrichum orchidophilum
Lineage: Eukaryota; Fungi; Ascomycota; Sordariomycetes; Glomerellales; Glomerellaceae
Exons: 2
Coding region: 1-633 (210 amino acids)
Biological process (GO): endoplasmic reticulum to Golgi vesicle-mediated transport
Cellular component (GO): nucleus; TRAPP complex; cytoplasm
Source: RefSeq, a predicted model, not a curated record